Molecule: messenger RNA, 1179 nt
Organism: Sycon ciliatum
Lineage: Eukaryota; Metazoa; Porifera; Calcarea; Leucosolenida; Sycettidae
Exons: 2
Coding region: 1-1179 (392 amino acids)
Source: RefSeq, a predicted model, not a curated record
AUGGCUUUGGCGGAAGACUGGGAUGCUGUUCUGCUACUGCUUGAAGCCGUGCUGCUAGACGGAGCUGAUGGUGAUCUGGAGCUGGCCGAUCGCCUAAUCGAUUUGUUGGAGCAGCUGGAUGGAGAGGAGGAGGAGGACAACGAUGGUGUGCAGGAACCAGGGGAGGCGGCCGGAUAUGUUCGGUUCGACCGAACCGAUCCAAAGUGGAUAGACUCGAAGUGGAGGGAGUGUUUCCGCUUCCAGAAAUAUGACAUGGACCGACUCAUGGCUGCCCUUCAGCUCCCUGAUGUCAUGCACAACCAGAGCCGCAAAAAGCGAUGGUCUGGCUUCGAAGGAUUGUGUGUUGUCCUGUAUAGGCUAGCAUAUCCAUGCCGUCUGUGUGAAAUGCGUGAAAUAUUUGGCCGGCCAAAGAGCGACCUGUCGGAAAUUUUUAAUUCAACUUUAUAUUUUCUUCACGAGCACUGGAGUGAUUUGUUAGUGAGCUUAAAUCACCCGUGGCUAUCCGACGAACGCCUGGAGCGGUAUGCUGAAGCAAUUCAGCGGAAAUGUCCUCUGGGAAACGUGUGGGGAUUUAUCGAUGGGACUGUACGCCCCACGUGCAGGCCCGGUGUCGGCCAACGACUUGUCUACAAUGGCCAUAAGCGUGUCCACGCUCUGAAAUUUCAGAGUGUGGUCACACCAGACGGGAUGAUUGCGCACCUCUAUGGUCCUGUGGAGGGCAGGCGCCACGAUGCCUUUUUGCUUGCGGAAUCUGGGCUGCUGCAUCAGCUCCAGGGCCGGAUGAAUAGGCCGAACCCCGACCCUGGAGCACCAGCAGUGUACAGCCUGUAUGGUGAUCCGGCGUAUCCCGUCAGUGCAUACCUUCUGAGUCCGUUCCGCGGAUUACAUCUGACCCCUGAACAGCGCCAGUUCAACCGCGAAUUGAGUGCAGUACGCGUGGCUGUGGAGUGGGAAUUUGGCAAACUCCAAACCAUCUUUGCCUUCGUUGACUUCAAGAAGAACCUGAAGAUACUCCUCCAGCCGGUUGGUAUGAUUUACUUGGUGUCUGGUCUGCUGAUCAAUUGCUACAAGUGCCUCUAUGGCAGCCAAACAGCCAAGUUUUUCAGCCAACCGGAGGAAGGAGAGAAUGCUGCUCCACCAAUGGCUGCUCCUUUGCUGGAGGAGUAUCUUCAGUUGUAA